AGUGCGUGAUCGCCAUCUUCCUCCUAUUUGUCUGUUUCCCCAUAUUUGAAUCGUAAUAAGACUUUUUCACGAUCAUUCACGAACAAUAACUGUUCCAAGAUGUUUGGCACUAAGAGGCCAGCCGAAGAAGAACCAUGUGAACAGGCAUGGCAGCCACCAGGAUUUGAACAAUGGCGGCAGCAGCAACAAAAUAAAGCUUCUACCAACUGGCCACUUGAAAGAAAGAAGAAAAGAAAGAGUCGCUGGGCACAUGAUGAGCAGGACAAAACUUUUAUCCCAGGGAUGCCAACAGUGCUGCCGCAGAACCUUUCUGGAGACCAAGAAAGGCAAUACCUAUUGCACCUUCAGAUAGAAGACAUCAGUCGUAAACUGCGAACAGGCGACCUUGGAAUUCCACCAAAUCCAGAAGACAGAUCGCCGUCACCGGAACCGAUCUACAACAAUGAAGGGAAACGGUUGAAUACGCGAGAAUACAGGACUAGGAAGAAACUCGAGGAGGAACGACAUGCUAUGAUCCAAGAAGCGAUGGGUCUGAAUACAGAGUACAAACCUCCAGCUGACUACAAGCCGCCAAUCAUCAAAGUGAGUGACAAAGUGAUGAUUCCCCAGGAAGAACAUCCUGACAUCAAUUUUGUUGGCUUGCUGAUUGGACCGAGAGGAAACACGCUGAAAAAGCUUGAGAAGGAGACUGGAGCCAAGAUUAUCAUACGAGGGAAGGGUUCAGUGAAAGAGGGGAAAAUAGGACGCAAGGAUGGUCAACCCUUGCCCGGUGAAGAUGAACCUCUACAUGCAUACGUCACUGCCAGCAAUCCUGAGAAUGUCAAGAAGGCAGUUGAUAAAAUCAAAGAAAUCAUCCGACAAGGAAUAGAAGUACCAGAAGGCCAGAAUGAUCUACGAAGGGAACAACUCAGAGAACUGGCACUACUUAAUGGUACAUUGAGAGAAAAUGAUGGACUGAUGAAACUAAAACAACUACAACAAGCCCAAACUAUCUAUACAAACACAGUGUUAUGUACAAUCUGUGGGGGAGCUGGUCAUUUGGCGCAGGAUUGUAAACAGAAAAGACCUGGCGAUUCAAUCCGAGCAGCAAUGGCAGCUGGCAUACAACCUACAAACGUAGACAAAGCAAAGAUGGAUAGUGAGUACAUGUCACUGAUGGCAGAGCUUGGUGAAGGUCCUCCGCCACCCAAGGAGCAGGCUCCUCCUCAAAGGUCACACUACCAUCAUAAUCAGAACAGAUUCAACCCUCAGCAUAAUGCACCUCCUCCACCUCUGAUGAGCCAACCUGUCACACCACCAUGGCAACAGCCACCCCCACAGUCGCAGUCGCAACAGAUGCAGCAAAACAAGAUUCCAGGUCUGAUGAAUAUCGCAACCCAGCCACCGCCAAACAGUAUGAGCAGUCAGCAUGGUCAGAUGGGGAUGCCGCCUCCAGGAUUAGCUACAUCAUCAGGCCAUCUACCUCCCUGGCAACAUGGUAUAUCUGCAAGUUCUGGAGUAGCUACGCCACAAAGUUCGUCAAGUUACUCGUCUGUACCUCCUCCAAGCUCACUGCUGACUGCACCACCUCCGCCACCACCAAGCAGCCAGUCUGGCGGUGGGUUACCUUGGCAGCAGAAUCAACACAUAGCUCACAGUGCUCCAAACAGUAUGGGCAUACCACCUCCUCCAAAUACAAGCGCUGUUACGUCGAUGCCUCCACCAUGGCAACAACAGCAGCAGUUCAACCAGCCGCCGCCUCCACCCAGCAGCUCGAUACCUCCGUGGCAGCAGAAUAUGCCAGCUCCAGUUCAGGCACCAUCACCAGUGGCUCCACCUCCACCACCACCCCCUGUUUCACAACCAAGCUUCAAUCCAGUCGCACCGCCACCACCACCUCCAGACAUGAAUAACUACAGCAGCCAUGGUGGUGGCAUAUCGUCUCUUCUUGGACCUCCUCCUCCACCACCUCCAAAUUCGGGUAAAAAUUAUUGGAUUUAUCCGUUUCAAUCGCUGACAAAACGUAGUCAUCGGGUUAUUGUAAUUAAGGGGAUUGGGCACAGAAGCCUUAUAAUGGCUACCACUGAUACAAAAAUGUCGACGACGGAUAGGCCUGUUGGUAGUGUCCCGUUUCCACUCAGUCAUAGGCUUACCAUGAACGAAGUGUUUGAUCCUAAUGGAAAACCACGACCAGAUGUCAUAAAGCAACAUUUUAUUCAAGAAGGAAGGGUAGUAGAAGAUGUAGCCUUAAGAAUAAUUAACGAUGGUGCUGCGUUACUCAGAAAGGAAUCAACUAUGCUAAACAUUGAGGCACCAGUUACAGUGUGUGGUGAUAUACAUGGACAAUUUUAUGACCUAAUGAAAUUGUUUGAAGUGGGUGGUUCACCAGCUACCACGCGCUACCUCUUUUUAGGAGAUUAUGUAGAUAGAGGAUAUUUCAGCGUAGAGUGUGUAUUAUAUAUUUGGGCAUUGAAAUUAGUAUAUCCCAACACAUUGUUCCUGCUUAGAGGUAACCAUGAAUGUAGGCAUCUAACAGAGUAUUUCACAUUUAAACAAGAAUGUAAAAUAAAGUACAGUGAAAGUAUAUACGAUGCAUGUAUGGAGGCCUUCGAUUGCCUUCCAUUGGCAGCGUUGAUGAACCAGCAGUUCCUUUGUGUACACGGAGGUCUUUCACCAGAAAUACACACGUUAGAUGAUAUCAAGAAGCUGGACAGAUUCAAAGAGCCUCCAGCGUACGGACCCAUGUGUGACCUGCUUUGGUCAGAUCCACUGGAAGACUUCGGCAACGAAAAAACGACAGAACAUUUUACUCAUAAUAGUGUUAGAGGUUGUUCAUAUUUCUAUAGCUAUGCAGCCUGUUGUGAAUUCUUACAGCAGAAUAAUUUACUGUCAAUAAUCAGAGCACACGAAGCACAGGAUGCUGGUUACCGGAUGUACAGAAAAAGUCAGACGACAGGAUUUCCAUCACUAAUCACAAUGUUCUCCGCACCUAAUUACCUGGAUGUAUAUAAUAAUAAAGCUGCCAUACUGAAGUAUGAAAAUAAUGUGAUGAACAUCCGGCAGUUCAACUGCUCACCACAUCCGUACUGGUUGCCAAACUUCAUGGACGUGUUCACCUGGUCACUUCCAUUCGUUGGGGAGAAAGUGACAGAGAUGUUAGUGAAUGUUCUGAAUAUCUGCUCAGAUGACGAACUCCUCCAAGAGGGUGAUGACAAUUUCGAAGGUGGUUCAGUCGCAGCUAGAAAGGAAGUCAUCAGGAACAAAAUCCGAGCCAUUGGCAAAAUGGCUCGUGUCUUCACUGUUCUGAGGGAAGAGAGUGAAAGUGUGCUCCAACUUAAAGGUCUCACACCAAAUGGUCUGCUACCUAUUGGUGCAUUGUCAGGGGGCAAGGAGACUCUCACCAAUGCUCUCACCGGGUUCUCGCCCAGUCACAAGAUCCAAGGCUUCGAGGAGGCAAAGAGCUUAGACAAAAUGAACGAGAGAAUGCCACCAAGGAAGGAUAUUGUAAACAACGCCAGCACCAAGGAUGGAAAGUAAUCCGGAGAUGGCGAAAGACCUUGAAGGUCAAACGAUCUAUGAAUUUACAUGUGAAACAAGGUAUCAUCAGAAUACGAACAGUGUUUUCCUAGGUAAUGGGAAACUUAAUGGAUUAAUUCCAUUCUUGACUAGGUUGGAUUGGAGGUGGAAAUCUUAAUAGUAACAUGAUGAUUUUGGUUGUGCAUUGCCAUGCUCUGUGAUGUCUCACGUCGACGCUGUCUAGAAGUCAAUGCCUGGUGACCAGCUGAUGAUAAUUCUGUUCUUAACAGGACAUAAGGUUGGGCAGAUGCCCUUGCGUUGUUUUGUUUCCAUGUAAACAUGAAAGAAAUAACCACUUUGCACAUGUCUUGUAAAGAUCACGCAUAUUUGUGCCAUUACAUGCAAUCUUGUAUCAGUUAAGUGCCACAAUCUUAAAACCCUCAUUAAUUUUGCAAGAUUCCAAUGUAAGGGGUACGUUGUCAAUUAUUCAGCUGGUGACUUUUUAUAGUGACUUUUGUGCUGUAGUAAAGUUAUACACGAUAAUACUAUGUACAUGUACUGCACAAGGUUCUGAAUCUGAUCAGCCAUGCACGGUACCCAUCGUCUCAAGAGACUACCUUCAGGGACCUCAUUCACAACCAAACAAAUCUUUUGCUAAAUCGAAUUCCUUUUGUCAAACGAGCCUGUUGAUGUGCUUUCACCUCCAGCUAGGUUUUCAGAACAAUCAGUUAGAUAAUCAUAUUCAUUAUACUAGUAAACAUUGCCAUUGAGAGUCAUUCUCUUUGGGAGAAAUUUUUGGGAGUUUUGAAAAUGAAUGUUCCGGUUGAUAACUGAUAUUGGUCUUGGAGCAGUUUAAUCUAUGCUGUGCAAUGGUGGUUGAAAGACGAUGAUGUGCCUGAAUUCCCCUCUAAUCACUGAAGCUUGACUCUUGCAGACAACGCGCAUGAAUAUAAUUGCAAUGAUCUGCUAGAUGUAUGCCAUAAUAUGCAGCUGAUGUAUACUUAUUGAGUAAUGUGGAUGUAUCUCCACUUGGACCUAUUUUCCUUUUUUACCUGGGAGGAGCUAUAUUUUUCUAUGAUGUUUGCAAUCAAUCAUAUUGGCCUCGAAGUGGUCCUGUGUGAGAUAAAAAAUAAUGCUAGACUAAAUAUGCCUUGCCAUGGGGCCGUGUCAGUUGAACAAACUUGCAACUUGUUAUGUGUGAUAUUAGACUUGAAAAUGACUUGUAUGAUGCAACCAGGUAUAACUUUUAGAAGGGAGAAGGCAUAUCUCGGGAUAUGCCAUAGGGAAGAGAGAAAGCAAUAUUUGAUGUUACAUAAUGUUCUUUUUUGUAAUCUGAAGAGAAAUGAGAGAUCUGGCAGGGUGGAUGCCAUUUGCAAUCAAGUGCGCACAUUAACUAGCUCCCUAUAUGAUAAGAAUUCAUUCAUUUUCCUAUCUUAACAGAACACCAUGUCCAUAGCUUAGUGGGCUGUGAAAGUGGGGUUACCAGGUUGGUCAGGAGUGAAUUUCACUUCCCAACUGGAACCCAGGGGCAGUAUGACAGUCAUGGGGUUGAGAUUGUGUUGCCAAGUCUUCAUUUAGUCUCAUGUCUUUGGUAUAGUGUAGUGCUUGGAAGUGAAUUAUUGUGCCAGUGGUUGGUCUCAGUAGCAUAUAUCAUGAGCUAGAAUGCUGGCCAACCUUACGUGCUAGCCAUGGUUUGCCCUUGGCUUCGAUGCUCUCCAAUUUGAUGGGAUUCAUAAAAAGUGCCAUUAGGACUGUGGAACCAUGAUGACACUACAGUGAGAGGGUUUGAACCCUGUUAAUGACUAUUAAAGUUGCUCCCUAGCAAAACAAUUCAGUGAUUUGUUCAACUGGCAUGGCCUAGUAUCACAGACCACUGUUUACCUGUGUUGUGUUGCGACCCCUUUCGCUGUGGAUUUCAGACAGUGCUGUUUGGUGAAACUAGUGUUCAUAUACACACAUCUUUCUCAAGUCUCAACAUAUAUAUUUAUAUAUAUUGCUUAUUUAAAUCAAGUGAAUUAGUGAUGUAGUUGUCAAAGUGAUGCAGAGUUGUUACGUUUGUUUGGAAAUGUGGUUGUCAGUAGGUACAGUGGUCUUUGAAGCUGUCAUGGUGAGUUCCUGGAAACGUAUGGCCCCUUCUCCCCUUUGCCUUUCAGGGCCCCAGUAACUUGGUACAUGACACAUUUUUUCCCAGUCAAUUUAACAGAUUUUCCUUUAUGAAUAUUCUAAGAUUACUUAGCUACUUUUGCUCAAAGAAAGCAUGCUUGUUUGGCUAACACAAAUGUCAAGGUAGUGAGAUGCAAAGUAAACAAGAGAAGCCACUCUGUACGCUAGCGCCAUCUUGACCGAGGUAGCUCAUCAGAUGGGAGAGGAAAUUUGUGGAUCUGAAUCCAGCUGUUGACACCUGACCACUUAAGGGUAGGACAAAAUGCAUGAGAGAUGUGCCCUCCUUAGAGUGAGUACCAGGGGAGCCACCUUAAGUUUAGUAAGAAGAACUAUCAUGUACAAUUUUCUGAUACAUCUUGUCCUUUUCCUUUAUGCCUACCCGUAUGUAGUGAUAACAGCUUGAGAUAUCUAAUACUCGCUGUUCACUUUGUGAUAAGACAGUUCUUACCGAUUCUAGCUAAAGAAGCAUUCUUUCUUGAGCUAAGUUAUCCGAUCGCCUAGCAGGCAGUAGUGUCUUGUGCCCUAUACCCUUUGGAUAGGGGCAUGUAUGUAGAAAAAUUUACGCAUUGUAAAUGUAUCUAAGGCUGUAAUGAAUAAUGCUGAUUUUAAAUGAACUUGAAUAUAUAUAAAUAUAAAUAUAUAUAGAUAUUAUCUUAUUGUAAAUUGUUUGCUGUAAAUUUCCAUUUGAAAAUCUUAGAGCUCUUAGGUAAUGUAAUUGCAUAUACUCAGUAGUCUCGGUAAUCGCAGCUCGAACUUAAAAUCAUUCGAAAAAAUUUAGAUUUCAUUGAGGUGAGUUUCAACCAGUUUCUGUUUCUUAGUCAUUAGCACUAGGCUACCAGUUAUAAAUUGUAAUAAAAUGAAAAGGUCAGGUCUGUGAUGGGCUCUAAUAGUUGUAACACACCUAUGGCAUGCAGAAACAACGUUGUGAUUGCCUCCAACAUUCAUCACAGAUCUCGGGCAAAACUAUUUGUAUCGAUCUUAGAUUAAUUUUAGUGGUGAUCUCCUGCGGGAAAUUCUGGAAUGAGUCUUUGCAAUUGUUUUAUGCUUAGAAACGUAUCUAAUUACCUAUUGCCAAAUCUCAACUGGUUAUGAAGUCGGCUAUAGACUGUUCAAGAAUAUUAGGCCGAUCAGUGGCUUUGCCCACUGGUUGUAAGGAGUUUGGGUUGGAAUGAGUUUGAACUUGGUGAUAGCUGUUAACAAGACUUCAGGAAAGUGCUUUGGUGAAAAUUUGUGACGAGCUCAUGUUUGUUAUGGAGAUAACUCAGGGUUCAUAUAGAGAGUUUCUAGAUUGACAGUGCAGGGUGAAUAUCUCCUGCCUUUGAGAUGGAAAGCUGCUCCUUAUAGGAUCUGAUCAGAUGUUGAAUGAAGAUUGAAUUCCAGAACAUAACAAGUAGCAUAGCGACAGUCGAUUCUAGCCUUUAUCUCUCAACCAUGGCAAGAGUAGACCGAGAUCUUGAACAGUCUGUAGUUUGAUUUGUUGCAAUGUUGUCAUUGGUAAACGUAGUGGGAAUAAAUCUUCAGUCUGAAAUGACUGUGUUCCUGAGAAAGGACUAAAGAAGUAACGAAAGUGCUAAAGAAAGAUAGGGACCAGAGAGUUGGCCCUGGUACCACCAGAUGUUUAGUUGUGAAGUUAUUGGGCUUUUUUGUUUUGUUUGUUUUGAGCGUUAACAGUACAUUGUCAUCUGUUGUCUUUGACAAGUGCAGUUAUUAGAUGGUUAUUGAUCUGUCUGAAUGUUGAUGUUGACAAGAGCGACAGCAUGAUGGACGAUUAAUCAUACUCACUGUUGUGCUGGCUUGAUCCGUGAAGCGCCUAUGAAUAAAGAUCAAGGUAUGAAAAAAGGAGAUUUCUCCCACAGGAAAACUUUACGUUUGAAAAAUUUCGCCUUUAGAGGUUUGAAAGAUCAAUGGUUUGGACUUCAUUGUGCACCUAAUAUCUGAUGUCAUAAAUCUCUGAGGCUGCACUUGUCCUUGAUUUCGGAAUGACUGCUCACUAUUAAGAUAAGGAUCUGGUUUACAGUAAGCUGUUCAGAUGUGCUAAGAAGUGUGUAGUAAUGCUUGUGAAUGUAAAGUUAUUUCAAGGUGGUUUCAUUGUUUCAGAUCAAAGGUUGGAUACAUUUGAAUGUUAUAUUUGGACUGUUGACCAUAAUGGUUCGUAUCGUGUCUCAAUCAUGCUAGAAUGCUAAUCUUUGUUCUAUCAGCCAAUUGCAUACCAUCCUAUGCAUAUUCAUGCUAAAACAAAACAUUGUGGUAGAUAUUUGACAAAGUUUUCCCUGGUGGGUUUGGAAACAUGCUUAUCACCUGUGCGCUAGGCUAACAUAUCUAUCAAAACCACAACCUUGCAUCAGAAUAACGAACAGAUGAGCUAGUAUGCAAACAUGCGUCACACAAAUGCAAUAUAUUCAUCUAUUGUUUCGGUGCCAGAUGCAGUAAGCUUAUCCCAAGACCGCUGUAAAUGUAAGUGCUGAUAUUGUUGCUGUUCAUAAUAGCUUGGGCGACAUUAGUUUUCAAUAUUUCCAGUAUGUUGACUUUGGUUUAGGUUCAGAAUUGUAGUAUUUGGGAAUGUUGAAAGUGAGCGUUUUACUUUAUUUCAGUAGUCUGCAGUGUUAGUGGUAUCAGCUAGGUGUAACAAUUCAAUUUUUCCUCUGUAGACAUAGUCAACCCAAUAUGUGUAGGUAAAUAUCGAAAACACUUUCUUGUUUACCAGGUUUUUGCCCGUUCAGUAGCUAGGGUCUUUCCUUCUCAUUCUACUUGUAGUAGAUCAACUUAGAUAACCAGUUUUAGUGUAAAUUUAUGGGUGUAGCUGUAGGCUUUCUUACAAUAACUUAUUUUCUCCUUUCAUUUCCCAAGUGCCGGAACUAACCGAUUAUUAGGAUAAGUGCAAUCGUUAAUAUUUGCUAUGGUGAUACUUGGUGAACUCUAAAAAUCUUAACUCUGUUUACGCUUUGAAAACCAAAGUGUCGACACUUUCUCUCUCUUGUAAACAUUUGUAAAAUACUGUACCAGUAUGUAUAAAUCAUUGCAUGUGUAAAUCAACAUUUGUUGAAGUACAGUGUCGAGAUGGUUAUGUCAUGGUGAAAUAGUUAUGGCCUGAAUAUUUGAAAUUUGUCUCCUUAUGCAUUCAUUAUAUGAUAUAGUACUUCUUGACUCUUUCAUCCUUUUACCUUGGAUAUUGUAUAGGAAACCUAACCAUGUAGCAUCUGUGGUUGUCAGUAAGGUAGCAGUUUUACUUUCUUAUUUACACAUUUUAAGAAAUUUCGAUGUCGUACGACUAUGAGGACACUUGUAAUGAAAUUUGAUGUGGAUAUAUUGACUAUUUAUUAUUCUCUUUACGCUGACAAGUGGCAAUGUAAAAGAAUAUAGCCUAGCUUGGUUAGGUUUUGUUGGUAAUCGUAACCUGCCCUAUCCUUCAGUAGACUUGUGUGAGCCUGGUUGGUGAUAAGUUUAUGUCGUGGCUGAACAUUGCAGCCCUCUUGUUUGGUCAGUUGCAAUGUUUCUUCUGCCGUUUUGUUCUCAUAGCACUGUAGGCAACAACUUUGUAAUAAUUAUUACUUUGUACAGGAUUUUGACUUAACAGGUUUUGAAUGUUACUUUUACAUUUUUUCCAAAAUCUAUUUUGUCAUUUGUCAUAUUGUUGUUGUAAGUCAUGCAUGUAUUCAUAAUUGUAAACAUAUUUCUGUGUUUAAAUAAAUUAUAACAUUUUCCUUCA
Messenger RNA from Lineus longissimus, 9364 nucleotides. RefSeq lists its product as uncharacterized. Gene Ontology annotation, molecular function: zinc ion binding; calmodulin binding; RNA binding. The coding region runs from base 100 to 3516 and encodes 1138 amino acids. The record is from RefSeq and is a predicted model, not a curated record. Gene Ontology annotation, cellular component: calcineurin complex; cytoplasm. NCBI's taxonomy places the organism in Eukaryota, Metazoa, Nemertea, Pilidiophora, Heteronemertea, Lineidae. The transcript has 24 exons. Gene Ontology annotation, biological process: calcineurin-mediated signaling.